This is a messenger RNA of Mycena indigotica, 948 nucleotides long. RefSeq names its product Protein kinase domain-containing protein. Bases 1 to 948 code for a protein of 315 amino acids. The record is from RefSeq and is a predicted model, not a curated record. The transcript is spliced from 2 exons. Lineage: Eukaryota; Fungi; Basidiomycota; Agaricomycetes; Agaricales; Mycenaceae. Gene Ontology annotation, molecular function: protein binding.
AUGCUGAAUCUGGGUUUCGUUCAAUGCACCCUCAUGGCAAAUUCUACCCCUGCGGACAUCGAGCUUCUAUCGGGACGACCUGCAACUCGAAAAUCAGCUAAUCCAAAGCAGUCUAUUGAUAACGCGCAAUUGCGGCUCCGCCUUUCUCGCCAGCUAGGUUCUCUUGAAAUAGCGAAGCAUGUAUCUGGAGCUCAAGGCGAAGAAUGGACGAAGCGGAUACUCAAGACCGUGAAGGAAGACUCGAGCCAUAUCUGCUCUGCGGAUUGGGAGAGCUUAGAUGACGAUGAAAAGAACGCGAUGGAGCAUUUGAAUCGUUUCUGGCGGCUUUGCGUCUUUCUCGAGGAGCAAGAACGUCAAGUCAAUGGAGCCUCAAAAUCCCAGUCGCCACAACGAGUCGAGCCACGUAUUUCUCUUUCAAGCAUCAUAAAAAGCAAAGCUCCUACUCCGCCUCGCCCUCCCAGCCCUAGUUCGGCUUCGACCCGCCGACUUUCUGGGGUCUAUAUUCCUCCCCGACCAUUGAAAUUCCCAGCACUACCUCCCCGCAGACCAAGCAGCUUUGCGAAAGUCUCUUUUGCGAGCAACGGGGCCAGCAUCGAACCCCAGCAUCCGUCAGUUACGGGCAAGACACACUUGGCGACUUGGUGCAAGGAGGACGAUAUUGAGGAUGUGCCGCCCCCGUUGGCCGAAACAAAGUAUAUACCUUCAGUUGGCUGGUGCAUCCGACAAAGCUCGCGAGUGACCCAGGGUGGGCGGUACAAGAUUAUGUUUGUGGACGGUGCGGUUUUGGAAAUUGACGUUGAUGAAGAUUGGGCCGAAUUCACGGGCCAGGAUGGUUCAACCAAGAGGUAUAAUAUCCGAACGGGGAAUAUGAUGCGACCGAUUGCAGACAGGAUGAAGGCCUUCGGAGAGUUUGUUUCUAUGUUCGAAGAGCAGUCUACCUCCCGAUAG